GUUGUUCCGAGCUUGCGAACAAAACAAUUAACUCAAGAAAAAGUUAAAUUUCAAGUGAACAAGAAGAGAUAAAUAAAUAUUUAUUAAUUUUAUUUAAAAGUAAUAAUAAACAAAUAUGAGGGAAAUCGUACACAUCCAAGCCGGACAAUGCGGAAAUCAAAUUGGCGCCAAGUUCUGGGAGAUCAUCUCCGAUGAACAUGGUAUCGACCCAACUGGUGCCUACCACGGAGACUCCGAUCUUCAAUUGGAACGUAUUAAUGUUUACUACAAUGAAGCAUCCGGUGGUAAAUACGUUCCUCGUGCGAUUUUAGUAGAUUUGGAACCAGGAACUAUGGAUUCUGUUCGUUCUGGACCAUUUGGACAAAUCUUUAGACCAGAUAAUUUUGUUUUUGGGCAAAGUGGAGCGGGAAAUAACUGGGCCAAGGGACACUAUACCGAAGGAGCUGAACUUGUUGACUCUGUUUUAGAUGUAGUUCGUAAGGAAGCCGAAUCAUGUGACUGCUUACAAGGAUUUCAGUUAACUCAUUCCUUGGGAGGAGGUACCGGAUCUGGCAUGGGCACACUCUUAAUCUCAAAAAUUCGUGAAGAAUACCCAGAUAGGAUAAUGAACACAUACUCAGUAGUGCCAUCACCUAAAGUAUCAGACACAGUGGUAGAACCUUACAAUGCAACUUUAUCCGUACAUCAGUUGGUAGAAAAUACAGAUGAGACCUAUUGUAUUGACAAUGAAGCUUUAUAUGAUAUUUGCUUCAGGACUUUAAAACUAACCACACCCACUUAUGGAGAUUUAAAUCACUUAGUUUCCUUAACAAUGUCUGGAGUCACCACCUGCCUUCGUUUCCCUGGUCAAUUAAAUGCUGAUCUGAGAAAAUUGGCAGUAAAUAUGGUACCGUUCCCACGUCUCCACUUCUUUAUGCCAGGUUUCGCACCCCUCACAUCCAGGGGAAGUCAACAAUACAGAGCCCUCACAGUCCCAGAACUCACCCAACAAAUGUUUGAUGCCAAAAACAUGAUGGCCGCAUGUGAUCCUCGACAUGGACGCUACUUGACAGUAGCAGCCGUCUUCAGAGGACGCAUGUCCAUGAAGGAAGUAGAUGAGCAGAUGUUAAAUAUCCAAAACAAGAACAGCAGCUACUUCGUAGAAUGGAUUCCAAACAAUGUCAAGACAGCCGUUUGUGAUAUUCCGCCCAGAGGUCUAAAAAUGGCUGCUACUUUUAUUGGUAACUCCACUGCCAUCCAAGAACUGUUCAAACGUAUCUCAGAACAAUUCACUGCUAUGUUCAGAAGAAAGGCUUUCUUGCAUUGGUAUACUGGCGAAGGUAUGGAUGAAAUGGAAUUCACUGAAGCCGAGAGCAACAUGAAUGAUUUGGUCUCAGAAUACCAGCAAUACCAAGAAGCCACUGCUGAUGAAGAUGCCGAAUUUGAUGAGGAGCAAGAAGCUGAUGUCGACGAAAACUAAAUUGUUUUUCACUUAAAUUUUUCACUUGUGUUCUGA
Ctenocephalides felis (cat flea) is the source of this 1495-nucleotide messenger RNA. Its product is annotated as tubulin beta-1 chain. Gene Ontology annotation, cellular component: microtubule; cytoplasm. Bases 116 to 1459 code for a protein of 447 amino acids. The transcript has 2 exons. The record is from RefSeq and is a predicted model, not a curated record. Gene Ontology annotation, molecular function: structural constituent of cytoskeleton; GTP binding; GTPase activity. Gene Ontology annotation, biological process: mitotic cell cycle; microtubule cytoskeleton organization. Lineage: Eukaryota; Metazoa; Arthropoda; Insecta; Siphonaptera; Pulicidae.